Messenger RNA from Phragmites australis (common reed), 1380 nucleotides. Its product is annotated as peroxidase 56-like. Lineage: Eukaryota; Viridiplantae; Streptophyta; Magnoliopsida; Poales; Poaceae. The transcript is spliced from 4 exons. Gene Ontology annotation, cellular component: plant-type cell wall; plasmodesma. The record is from RefSeq and is a predicted model, not a curated record. Gene Ontology annotation, molecular function: peroxidase activity; heme binding. Gene Ontology annotation, biological process: hydrogen peroxide catabolic process; response to oxidative stress. The coding region runs from base 142 to 1167 and encodes 341 amino acids.
UCUGCUGCUCACGUGGGCGAGCGGGAGGCUCGAGGCACCAAAAAAGGGAAGCAGAGCGAAGCAACGAUUUUUAACUUGACAAGCUGCAGUGCAGUAGCUGCAAGCUAGGUGCCUUAGCCGCACCAGUGUUACUGCACUGCCAUGGCCGUGCGAGUGCUUCCUCCUCCCAGCUGGUGGUACUUGCUUCCUCUGCUGCUGGUUGCUUCAGUCCAUAGCUAUGGAGGUUAUGGCGGGCUCAGGGUUGGGUUCUACAAGGAGUCGUGCCCGGACGCCGAGGCCAUCGUCCGCAAGGUUGUCGCCAAGGCCAUCGCCAAGGACCCAACGGCCAGCGCGCCGAUGCUAAGGCUCCACUUCCACGAUUGCUUCGUCAGGGGCUGCGAAGGAUCGGUGCUGAUCAACUCGACCAAGGGGAAGGAGGCGGAGAAGGACGCCAAGCCGAACCACACGCUGGACGCGUUCGACGUCAUCGACGAAAUCAAGGAGCAACUGGAGAAGAAGUGUCCCGGCACCGUCUCCUGCGCCGACAUCCUCGCCAUCGCCGCCAGGGACGCCGUCUCCCUGGCCACGAAGUUGGUGACGGAGGGAGGUUGGAGCAAGAACGGCAACUUGUACGAGGUGGAGACCGGCAGGCGGGACGGCCGCGCGUCCAGCGCCAAGGAGGCGGUCACAAACCUGCCCGACUCCUUCGAUGGGAUCCGGAAGCUCACCAAGAGGUUUGCUUCCAAGGGCCUCAGCCUCAAGGAUCUCGCUGUUCUGUCAGGUGCCCACGCAAUUGGGGAAUCACACUGCCCGUCGAUCGCCAAGCGGUUGCGCAACUUCACCGCGCACCACAACACGGACCCGACCCUGGACGCGACGUACGGCGCCAAGCUGAGGCAGCAGUGCCGGAGGUCCGAGGACAACACGACGGAGCUGGAGAUGGUACCGGGAAGCUCGACGACGUUCGACACGGCGUACUACCGCCUCGUCGUCCAAAGGAAGGCCCUCUUCCACUCCGACGAGGCCCUGCUCAGGAACGACGAGACCAGACGGCUCGUGCUCGACUACUUGCGGUCGGAGAAGAGUUUCCUCCAGGACUUUGGGGUGUCCAUGGUGAACAUGGGCAGGGUGGGCGUGCUCACCGGCAGCAAGGGGGAGAUCCGGAGGAGAUGUGCCGUGGUCAACUAGCUACCUAAUUAAGCUAGUAUCUUACCUAUAAGUUGGUAUUUGUAACGUGGAAUUACUUCCGUUUUAUACAGAUUUUAGGAAUGUUUAGGUUUCGGGAUUAUGAACGUUUGGGUCGAAGUAAUUUCUAACAGUUCCAGAUGCUUCAAGGCAGAGUUGAAGGAAUACACUUAUCAACAAGAGCAGACUCUUGGACAUAUAUUUGGGGCAAUGCUG